UCACUCAUUAGGAACAAUAUGUUCCAGCGACGGUCUGGGUUAGCAGAGAGCUAUCCUGCACUGCAUAUACCAGUCGCCUCAGUGGGAGGCUUACUGCUUAUCUUCUGGUGCUCAGUGACAGGUCUGCAGGAUGAUGCUGGGAAAGGUAACACGCACCUUGGUGCAGUCACCAGGCAGGCUGGGUGCAGUGAGGUACAAGGCUUCUCUGGGGAUCGCUAGAGAAGUUGGUCCUGAAAGCAGACUGAAGACCAUUGAUGACUUAGCUGGUCCUAGCCAGCUGGAGUCACUAUACUGGGUGUUCCUGAGAGGAUACUUGUUUCACAUUCAGGAGCUGCAGGCAAGACAAAAAAAGAAGUAUGGACCUAUAUGGAAAGCUACUAUUGGGCAUUAUCAGAUGGUUAAUAUAGCCUGCCCUGAGAUCCUAGAAACCCUAUUAAAACAAGAAGGGAAAUACCCAAUGAGGGCUGACAUGCUUCUGUGGAAGGAACAUCGGGAUCUCAGGGGACAUUCUUAUGGACCAUUGACUGAACAGGGUCAUCGCUGGCAAAAGCUGCGCUCUGUACUUAACUCCAAGAUGCUGAAACCCACAGAUGCAGUGUGCUAUACGGAUUCUCUAAACCAGGUUAUCCCUGAUCUACUGAACAGAAUCCGAGAGAUGAGAACAGAGAGUCCAUCGGGUUUUGUGGUUCAAAAUGUUGCCAGCACGAUGCACAAAUUUGCCUUCGAAAGCAUCUGCACUAUCCUGUUUGAAACUAGACUGGGAUGUCUGGACCGUCAGAUUCCAGAGGGGACACACAAAUUCAUCAAAGCCCUCAUCGUAAUGUUGGAGAAUGAAAUUGUGGUUGAAAAGCUUCCUAAGUGGUCUGCCACUUGGCUACCAUUCCGGGGACGGUUUAUAGAGUCCUUUGAUACAAUCUUUACCUAUGGGAUAAAGUUAAUUGAUAUGAAAUUGGAGGACAUUGAAGGACGUUUGCAGAGAGGAGAUGACCAGGGUGGCGCAUAUCUCACAUACCUGCUCACCAGUGGGAAUCUGGACUUGAAGGAUGUGUAUGGGGUUAUGCCAGAGCUCCUCCUAGCAGGGGUGGACACGACAUCGAAUACAUUAACGUGGGCUCUAUACCUACUGGCAAAACAUCCUGAGAUUCAACUCUCACUGUACGAAGAGGUGGUGAAGGUUAUUCCUGGCAAAAAAGUUCCCUCUUCUGAAGAUCUAUCUAAGAUGCCGCUGCUUAAGGCAGUGAUCAAGGAAACCCUGCGUUUGUACCCUGUGGUUCCAAUAAAUGCCAGGGUAAUAGUGGACAAGGAAGUGGUCCUUGGAGGCUACACUUUCCCAAAAAAUACACUAUUCGUCUUAUGUCACUAUGUGAUGUCCCGAGAUGAGACUAAUUUCCCUGAACCGGACAGGUUUCUUCCCCAGCGGUGGCUACGGAGUUUGGGGAUAAAACAUCACCCCUUUAGCUCUAUACCCUUUGGGUUUGGGGUCAGGGGAUGUUUGGGGCGCCGGGUGGCUGAACUGGAGAUGCAUUUAUCACUGUCACAGCUAAUAAAAGCAUUCCAGGUGAUUCCUGACCCUGAGAUGGGAGAAGUUGGCACUAAAAAUCGCACUAUCCUUGUUUCAGAUAAACCGAUAAACCUGCAGUUUAUUGAUCGUCAAUAAUUAAGUGCAAAAAUGUUGUGAAAUAUUUAUGAAAUUAAAUUGUCAGUUACCGCUGAAACUAUGAAGAAUAAGAGUACACAAUACAUUAACUGGAUUUCAUCAAGCUCCCAUUCACUAGGCUAGCUGACACAAGGAGGGAGGUGAUCCCAUUCACUAGGCUAGCUGACACAAGGAGGGAGGUGAUCCCAUUCACUAGGCUAGCUGACACAAGGAGGGAGGUGAUGUUUUAGUCUGCAGGAGUCCUCCCCAUUCACAGAAAACAAACCUUCCUUUUUAGGGACAUAUGCUUUUGCACUGGAACUGUCAGGUAAAUGACUAGGAAGAAAAGAGGAGAACACUUGCGAGAUGACCGAGCCAUAAGAAUCGUCAUUACCAUAAAGACCUGCAGCGUGAUGGAGUGUAGAGCUGUAGGGCAGGGGUGGAAAACCUACGGCCCUGCAGCUGUUGUUGAACUACACAUCCCAGCAUACCCUGCAACAGUUUUAGCAUGGCCAAAUAGCAAAACUGUAGCAGGGCAUGUUGGUAUGUGUAGUUUAACAACAGCGUAGUUAACAACAGCUGGAAGGCUCCCCACUCCUGCUGUAGGGUAAAGAAUGCUUUCUACCCUCCAAACCUGCAAUAGAAGGAAUGUAAUAGGGUGAAGUUAAAAAAAUAAAUAAAAUAAAUAAAAAAAUCCGACGACAUCACAGUUUGAGAGAGAUUCUGUUGGAUAUAUGAAUUUCACGACCGCACAUACAGAAAUGACAAUAUGGCAUCUGGGUAACAUCUACAGUAGGAGGACACCAUACUUGCAGACAGGAACAAGUAUAGCAGAUCUCACUUAGCCAGACUCUGCUUAUAAUCAAUCAUACUGUCCGGGGUGUGCAAACACCAUGAAAUGUAUAAAAACUCUAUACCUCAGGUAUAUAUGUUGAUUGCUAGUGGUGUACUGUGAAAAUGUAUUGCUAUGCUGAAUGCUGUAUGUAUAAUUAGUGCCGCAGUAAGAAAACCAAAGCAUUCCAUCUCUCGUAAUAUUAAAGUCUUAUAAAUCACUGUAGUACAGUAUAUGCUAAUUGUUCUUGAUCGUUUGGAGUGGGUGGAGGGGUUUUAUUGGUUGCUAUGGGUCAUAUUUUACUUUAAAUUGUACAUGUUUUCCUUACAUAAAACAUUUUUACUGUUUUUGAAAUGUUAAAUAAAAACAAUAGAGGUUU
Pseudophryne corroboree (corroboree frog) is the source of this 2847-nucleotide messenger RNA. Its product is annotated as sterol 26-hydroxylase, mitochondrial-like. The transcript is spliced from 9 exons. The record is from RefSeq and is a predicted model, not a curated record. Lineage: Eukaryota; Metazoa; Chordata; Amphibia; Anura; Myobatrachidae. Bases 131 to 1657 code for a protein of 508 amino acids. Gene Ontology annotation, cellular component: mitochondrial inner membrane. Gene Ontology annotation, biological process: cellular response to peptide hormone stimulus; cortisol metabolic process; cholesterol metabolic process. Gene Ontology annotation, molecular function: iron ion binding; monooxygenase activity; oxidoreductase activity, acting on paired donors, with incorporation or reduction of molecular oxygen.